ACAUUUUUAACUUGUUGAAAUCGUUGGCGCUUGACAGCAGAGUCGGUGGUUUCAUUUGCCCCAAUCUUUUCACUUUCGUUUUACACUAAAGGAGUUAGCCCCACUUUCUUUUACAGCUCAAUUCUCCACGGAAAAUGCAAUCUUUAUGAGUGCGGCAAGAGAAGGAUAAUUUUUAAAAAAUGUUCCGAACGGCGACACUUUGUUUGUUGUUGGUGUUGUGGACAACUGUAUUGAACAGGACAUGCUCGACUUUUGUGGAGGACAGCUUCACCAUCCAGCACUCCAUCACAGGGAGCUGUUUAUCAGCUCAGGACUCGGGAAGUUUGGGUGUCUCAGCCUGUGAUGCAAACAACACAUCCCACUUGUGGAAGUGGGGCUCGGGUCACCGCCUCUUCCAUGUGGCCACCACCCUCUGUUUGGCGUUGGAUGUCCACUCCAAAUCUUUGUCCCUGGCGGACUGCGGCUCGGACAUCCUGUGGUGGCGCUGUAUGGAUGGCACUGUGUUCACUGUCUACCAAAUGAGCCUGGUGGUCAGCGGAGGCCAGUUAGCAGCCCAACGGGACGCUCAUGACGCCUGGGUGAGAGGAGGCUCUCAGGAAAGCAUCUGCCGUAGGCCAUAUCGCGUCAUUCACACCACCAAUGGAAACUCUGCCGGCGCUCCUUGUGAGUUCCCCUUCAAGCACAAUGGAAAAUGGCAUCACGAAUGCCUCCCAGAUUCUGACUUGCCAGGACUCUCCUGGUGCUCCACCACCACCGACUACGAUCAAGACAGAAAGAAGGGGACCUGUCUAAAACCUGAGAAAGGUUGCCAUACUCUUUUUACCGGGCCGGAGGGGAACUCCUGCUAUCAAUUUGUUCCCAAUGCCGCCGUAACCUGGCACCAAGCGCUAGAUUCCUGUCGGAGCCAAGGAGCGGAUUUGCUCAGUGUGACUACCCUGGAUGAUCUCCACUCCUACACAUUUUUAGAUGGUCUCAACAUGAUGCCGGAGAGGAUGUGGAUAGGCCUCCAUCAGUUAGACGCAUCUCAGGGCUGGCAGUGGUCAGAUGGCUCUCCGCUCUCAAUGCUGCGCUGGGAAACAGGAAUGCCCCCCGUCUCUCUAAUCAUUGCGUCAGACUGUGGAGUCCUGACCACCAAGCAAAAGUAUGAAACUGAAGCAUGCAGCAAACAACUGCCAUACAUCUGCAAGAAGAUAGUCAACGCUACUCAAACUGGGCCAUCGGAGUCACUCGCGUAUAAAGAGACAGUGUGUGCUCCUGGUUGGGUCCCGUGGAAUGGCUGGUGUUACAAGUUAGUGACGGACAACCCUUCUAACUUCACGGAUGCACAGCAGUACUGUAACCACACAGCAGGAGGAAGCUUUCUUGCCAGCUUCCACUCCAUCGACAGCAAGGAGAUGAUCAGCACCAAUUUUCAUGCUGAUGGCCAGCAGUUCAAUGUGUGGAUCGGGCUGGUCGGAGAGGGCACAAAUCCCACGGUCUUCAAAUGGGUGGACCAGACACCAGUCACCUUCACAUUCUGGGGCCCAAAUCAGCCAUUGAAGCCUUCGCAGGACAUCAGCUGCGUAUUCUACUCCUCGUCUCAUGAUUGGCAGGUCGGCCGCUGUUCUGAGAAACAAGCUUUCAUGUGUCAGACAAAAGGAGAAGUCAGCGAAUCAUCGGGGACGGCCGGUUGCCGCUUUGAAGAUGGCUGGAGGAGACACGGCAACUCCUGUUAUCAAGUGAACACCACACAAGUGUCUUUCAAAGAUCGCUGUCACAUCACUAUAAGAAACAGGUUUGAGCAGGCCUUCAUCAGCCGUUUGCUUGGAGAUUAUAUUAGUGAUACGCCUCAGUAUUUCUGGAUUGGGCUGCAGGAUGUUAAGAGCACAGGAGAGUAUCAAUGGCAUGGCCAGGAUGAUUCCCAAGUUCAAGUUACAUACACCAAUUGGGACUAUUUUGAACCAGCGCACGAUGGAGGUUGUGCUGUGGUCACCACCACUGCACACGGCCUGGGAAAGUGGGAGGUGAAAAACUGUACGCUCUUUAAGGCUGGCACCAUUUGUAGGACAGACCUCAGCCCAGUUAUACCACCAGAACCUGAACCGGACCUAACCUUGCCAUGCCCAGAUGGAUGGGUAUCCGUACCGGACUCCAAAUACUGCUACAAGGUGUUUCACGAGGAGAGGCUCAGUCGCAAACGUUCAUGGGAGGAAGCCGAGAGGUUUUGUCAGGCCCUUGGAGCCAAUCUGCCCAGCUUCACCACUCUGGAUGAGAUGAGAGCUCUGCAUGGUAUCAUGAGAGACACCAUCAGCGAUGAUCGCUACUUCUGGGUCGGCCUGAACAGAAGAAACCCAGCCGACCGCUCUUGGCAGUGGAGUGAUGGCCGUCCCGUAACUAUGGAUGUUUUACAUGAUGACUUCCAUGAGGAUGAUGCGUACAGUCGGGACUGCACUGCGCUUAAGACAAUGAAGAGAACUAUGAAGCAUCUCCUCAUAUUUUUAUUCCACGACCUCCUUCCUACAUCUUUCCACGCGACACCGUUUCACUGUGAUGCCAAACUGGAAUGGGUCUGCCAAAUCCCUCGUGGAAAGACCCCAACGCACCCAGACUGGUACAAUCCAGGUGUGCACCAUGAGACAUCCAUCUUUAUCGAUGGUAGCGAGUAUUGGUUUGUGAACGAGCCUUGGCUGACUUUUGAGGAGGCAACACUGUUUUGCGCGAUGAAUGGAAGCAAAAUAGCUUCUCCGCCAAGCUCCACCGCUGCCAGACUCAUCCACAAGAACCUAGAAAAGUUGUCAAGUUCUUCCAAGCAAGGUUGGUGGGUCAAUAUGAGAGAUCCCAGGCGGAUGUUCCCCAUGACGCAUUCGCGGCUACACUUAUAUUAUUCAGCUCUCUUUGGCAGAUGCACCUCCAUCAGUCCUGAGAGCGCCAUUCCAAAGUAUGAGCACAGUUGCAGGCAGCAGUUGCCCUUUGUGUGCGAAAGGCUUAACAUCACAUUGGUGGAGAACAACCCUCUGGAGCCUCAUCCUGGAGGCCUGCCAUGUGGAAAUACCUCCCUUGCCUUCAGAAAUAAGUGCUACACACUGCUGCAGAAUGUGAAGCCAGUGUCAUUUAAGACUGCCAAUGAGGAGUGCCUGUCAGUGAGGGGAACCCUCGUCACCAUAUCUGACCAAGUGGAGCAAGACUUCAUCACCAGCCUGUUGCCAGGAAUGAAGGACAUGGGAGGCAUAUGGAUUGGUCUCAAACAGAAACGUAACAAACUGGAGUGGCUGGACAAGUCGCCAGUGAAUUAUGUUAAUUUCCAUCCUCUGCUCAUUGGAAUGCACAAGGCCAUAAAUGUCAAUACGCUUGACCCAGACAACAUGGAUUUGUGUGUCUUUUUAAUCAAUAACCCCAGUUCGGCAGUGAUGAGUACCUGGGACUAUACCUCUUGUACCCAUUAUCAACAUGGGGCAGUUUGCCAACAUUAUGCAGAUCAAGUCGAGGAGCCUUCCGUCACUUCGGAGCCCUUCCAGGUCAACAACCACACCUUCCAGCUACUCAUCAAGAACCUCACCUGGUUUGAAGCCUUGGAGCAGUGCAUGGAACAGGAAAUGGAUCUGGCGAGCGUUGCCGACACCCUCCUGCAGUCCACGCUCAGUGUGCACGUGAGCCGUGCGCGCACGCCCCUGUGGAUCGGCCUCUUCAGCGAAGAUGACGGGAUCCACUAUCGCUGGACGGACCACAGUCACACCGUUUUCAGUCGCUGGUCUUCUGAGGUCACUGAAGGCGCCUGCGUCUACCUGGACACAGACGGCUUCUGGAAAGCAACAGAGUGUGAGCAGACACUCGGAGGUGCCAUCUGCCACAAGCCACACAAAGAGAUAAUUACCACACCGGAAGACGUCGCAGUGAAGUGUCCCCACAAAAUCAAUGGCCCAAACUGGAUCCCUUUCAAGAACAACUGCUACGCCUUCCAUCUGGCUGCGUCCAGAUGGGAGCAGAUGGACCAAGGGCCCAUCCGCAGAACCUGUGUUAACCUCCACAAAGACGCUGACAUCCUGACCAUCCGGAACGCAGAGGAGAACGAGUUCAUCAGGCAGCAACUUCUGCCCUUUCAAAACUUGGCUCAGUUUGUGUGGCUUGGGCUAUUCAAAAAUAACACGAUCGGUAACCACUUGGAGUGGUAUGAUGGAACAACUGUCCAAUAUUCCAACUGGAGAAAUGGUCGACCAGAAGUCGAUGGCAACUUUAUGGCAGGUGUCAAUCUCCAAGGCAAAUGGGUUCUCAUCACAAACCGAAUGUUGUUCUCCGAGUUCAAGCAAAGAGCCGUUGUGACCUGCAAACUGGAUAAUGAACCAAAGGAGAAGUACUCCAAGUCCACCAGGGAUUAUCAACACCUCGGCAGUUUAACCUACGAGGUGGUGACGCAACGUGAACUGAAUUGGUACCAGGCUUUGGAAUUGUGCGCUCAGCGUGGAGGCCACCUGGCCAGUGUGCAUGACGACAAGCAUGGCGCGCACGUGAAACUCCUCGCAAAAACGGACGGAUUCCCACUCUGGAUUGGCCUGUCCAACCAGGAGGCUGGGCAUGAGACCUACGAGUGGUCGGACGGGACCAGCUACCAGUACAAAGCAGACAUCUCGGAGUCAGUGGAGGGUGCCAGCGCAGACGAGCGAGAUGUGGGCGGCUGCGUCUUUGUCAUGCCCUCCGGUGCCUGGGUGAGGAGCAGCUGCUACACGCUGCUUGAUGGCGCCAUCUGCUACAACACAAACACCAGCACCCCUUUCCAGAAAGCCAAGCUGCAGGCGAAAGCACAGGUCAACAGCUGCCCUCAGGGCAACGGCACAUCCAAGUGGGUGCAGCGUGACGACCGCUGCUACGCCUUCGACAUGAGCUUCUACAACUACAGCGUCUACGAUAUGCAGCGGGCCAAGAGCAUCUGUCAGAGCUUGGGCGCUCAACUGCUGGCUAUAAAAAGCAAAGAGGACAACGACUUUGUGGCCAAGUACGUGAGCGACGACCCUCUCAUCACCAGUCGGGUGUGGCUCGGCCUUGACAUCGAUGCUCAAGGUUCUCCCACAGGCUGGGAGGACGGUUCGGCUCUGUCCUACUCCAACUGGAAGUCGGGUGCCUUGGUUAGUGCGGCGCAGCGGAAGGAGGCCCCGUGCGCCAUCAUGGCGACCGAGGACGGAGGCAGCUGGAGAGUCGUCAACUGCCAGGCCAGCCUCAGUCGCGUCAUCUGCCAAACCAAAGCCGAGUCUUCCGGUUCUCCCGUGGCUGUGGGCUUCUUCGUGUUCAUCUUGCUUGCUCUCGCACUUGCCGUGGCUUUCAUCGUCUACAAGAAGCAGCGAGGCCACUUCUCCUCCUCUGUGCGCUACAAGAGGACGACCGACCAAUCGGACACCACCAGUAUAAUCACAGAAGGCGAAUGAGCUUGCCGGAACAGUUGCCUCAGGGAGUUUUGAUGUGAUCCGCUGACCCUCCUUUUCCCCGCCCCUUUUUAAUGAUUAAUUUAUUUAUUUAUCAGCUCCCCCGCCUGCUUAUCUGAAGAGUUUAAAUAUGAUUGGACUGCUUGAAUGCAGUGUCUUAAUUUGGAUUAUUUUAGAUUUGUGAAGUACAGUGAGCCACCCCCCGUUUAUUGCUGCAGUGAGACCAUGUACAUUUGGAGAAAAAAACAAUUUGAAAAUAGUUGCGGCCCUCACACGCAGUUGAAACACACUUAAACUGAUGAAAACAUACUUUUUAAAGGAUACUAAAGUGCCUUCUCAGCCUCUUGCUUUCCAGAAACAGGAGAGAAGCGCAUACCAUCACUUUAAGGAAACAAAGACUCUCAUGUGCAGUUCGCCAAGUUAAAAUCCAAGCAUGCAUGGUUCUACAAAAAAAAAAAAAAAAUCAUAAAUCAAACCUAACAAUUUAGCAUUAAACCCUUCAAACAAUUGCAACUUGAUACGCACCGAGCAGCAACACAUACAAACAGCAACAUUACUCAACUCCAUAAAAGGAAAACAGUGCUUAAAAACCCAAACAGUGAGUGCAGUAUAAAUGAGCUGCGAUUUUCCGUUGGGUUCACUGUACUUCUGAUCGUUCUUGACAUUGGUUAUAGGCUGAGGUUUGUUUUACCCUAAUUUUGAGUUUUUUGACAAUCGUGUGAGCAAAAUCUCAUUUAUCUGCCUGGGAAGGUUCAAUUGCACUGAUGAACACUCAUGUUGUAGAAUUUGUUUUCCUUUUUGCUAAAAUGUCCCGUCAAUUUGCACUUGUGUCUGAAGGAAUACCUUGAAGCAGAUCAUUUGUUAUUUUCUUAAAAUUGUAAGACAUGUGCCUUUUAAAGAAGGAAAAAAAAGAUGACUUUCUCACUAACUGUGCCUUUUGGGUGUCGGGAAAAGAAAUGGGAGUGGUUAUGUCACUGGAAUAGCUUUUUGCUACUUGAACCGACGAUUAACGCAUGUUCAUGAUUAACUGCAAAUACAGUAGUUGGCCAGAAGAGGGCGAGUCAGACAAGCGUUCACAACUGCUGCCGGUGCAGCUCAGACUUUUCGAUGAUGCACUUGACGACUGAGCAAGAAGCACUUUAACAGCGCCACGUGGAAGACAUUUGGGAGUUCGACUUUGUGUACACGUGUUUGCCUUGUAAAUAUGUGGUAUUUGUUUUCCAAACAAACCAAAGAUGCUUCAUUUAUUGAAUGUCAGACUUUUUUUAGCUUGCCUUUUGUUUUCAACUCUGUAAAUUUGGUUUCUAAGUUGUAAAGCUGACUGUUUUUGUCCCCCCAAAAAAUGUAUUGCGUCACUCCAAUAAAAUGUCUCAUUAGUAUUA
This is a messenger RNA of Hippocampus comes (tiger tail seahorse), 6772 nucleotides long. It is a transcript of the gene ly75, whose product is annotated as lymphocyte antigen 75. The transcript is spliced from 35 exons. The coding region runs from base 180 to 5393 and encodes 1737 amino acids. The record is from RefSeq and is a predicted model, not a curated record. Lineage: Eukaryota; Metazoa; Chordata; Actinopteri; Syngnathiformes; Syngnathidae.